UAUUUUGAGCGUGGAUUUUUUGGUCAAAAUGAGAAAAAAUAAAUAAAUCACACAAGCUAAGGCAGCUAAAAGAGACCAUGAAUGAAUGAAUAAUUUUGGCUUGAACUAGCUUUGAGGUGUUAAUAGGUUGGAUGCGAAACGCCAUAUCAGGGGAAGGGAUUAUAUACUUUGUUUAUCUUGUGAAAGGUGCAGCCUCUCUGUCAAUGUAUUUGGGCUCAAUGUGGGUGUGUAUCCUGGUGUUCAGAAUAGAGAAAGCAACAGCAGCUACAAGCAGUGCCUCGUUUACCCUUCGAGCAGCCGCCAUGCAGAGAAAACAUAUACAGGCCGCUCUGCUUCUUGGAUUUCUAGUUCCAUACGUUUGCAACGUCGCCAGCAAGACUUCACACUCCGACUGUGCGACAUGCAUUUCACAUUUAUGCAAAAAGCAAAAGGCACUUUUUACUCGGAUCUGUGAGGGAUGCCAAAUAAAAGGCACAGAGGUGUGUAACCUGACAAUCCAGGCUGCAUUAGACCGAUUUGCCGGGCCGCCAGCGUGUGUGUGCGCCUGGGAGGAAGACGGGGACACACAAGAGCUGCUGGCACAAUGCGAGUCACAGCCAGCUCCACACAAGAGAAGCACACUGAGUGACUGGCAAUCAAGCACUCUCAUUGAAUUUGAGGAUGCUGCUGGAUCAUGCACGCAACAAAUGAGACUUUGUGUGAGUGACGGCGUGUGCAACAAGAAUUUGGCGCCCGUCCUUCAGACUUGCACGGCGUCCCAGUGCGACCAUGAGAGCUGUGGCCAAGAAACUCAACGUUUCUAUAGUAGCAUGCCGCAGCACGUAGCUGAGAGGCUAGUCAUGUGCGAAUGUGAUCCUUCAGAUGCAAGUUGUUUACAAAUGGAAGCAGCCUUGCAUGGCAGCGCAUGUGGAGACGAACCUUGGAUCUGUCAGGAAGCUGUGAGGCGCUGUUUGGAGGAGCGGCGUUGCAGGGAAUUGCUCACAAGUUUUCAAGCCAAAUGCUGGAGCUCUGCGGAAUCAUAUUGCGGUGACAUCACUCUUCAAAGUGAAUGUUUGCGCUUCAUGGACCCGGCUCUCAUCCUUGGAGGAGAUUUGGAAUGCAGAAAGGCCUUUGUGGCACUUCUGGGCACUCCACUGCACCAUCCGUGCACGUGCGAACAAAUACAUGGUGCUGAUCUCGACACAUGUAACAGGAUUCAUGACGUGCUUCACAACAAAUCACACUUCAAGACUCACUGGAUGAGGCAUCAUGGUCCUUCUAAUAUUCCUCCAAUCAAUGAAUUAGACGAAGCUCACAGCGGGCUAUCCGGUUAUCUACUCUAUAGCUGCACGGCGACACUGGUGGUGGGAAUUUUGGUCGGGCUUGUUGCUCUUUUAUGUAAAAUGCGGGUGGUGAGAAGAAACAAGAGACGGGACAAAACCAGAUUCCAGCCACUUCAAAAAAGUAGUGGCAUCGUUACCACACAAGAGUUUCCAUAAAUAUCAAAUCAAUGAAUUUUGUACCUAUUUGAACUCUUAUCAGACAAGAGGAGCCCUUGGAGGAUUUAUCUUCAUCUUGUCUGUCUUUUUCUUCAAUUUGUUCAUAUUUCGCUGUCUGAAAGAUGUUCGGGUGCAUAAAAAGGUAAAAGUAAAAAAAUCAAUGUUCAAUUCUUGAACGAAUGAAUGCACGUUACGCAAGAUGCAUGAAGUGUGUCCAAGGUUUCUACAACAACAGUGAAAAGUGUUGAGUUAUCAGCUUUUUCAAACAAGAGCAAAUGUGAAUUAUGACGGUGAUGUGAAAGCAAGUGAGGCGAAACAGACCUUCUGAUUAGAUUGAACAUUUCCCUCCGCUGCCGUGACUGCAUGAUGGGAUGCAGCUGCAGCGCUGGAAACGCACAUCUCCGAUAUCCAUCCAUUUUAUUUAAUUUUUUUAAAUACAACUUAUCCUGUUCAAGGUCACGGGGAAGCUGGAGCCUAUCCCAGCUGUGUUAGGACGAGAGGUGCGGUACACCCUCGACUGAUCGCUCAUCUGUCAUUCCCAACACUGACACAUAGAGACAAGCAUUCACACCUCUAGGCAAUUUAGACCUAAAAAUAAGAUUCUUUUGGACCGUGGUCAGAAACCGGAGUACCCGGAAAGAACCCACACAAGCUUGGGGGGUGGUGGGGGGCAUGCAAAUUCCACACUGAAAGGUGAUGUGCGGCGGACCUGCUAACCACUGGUCUUCAAAAGUGCAAAAGGCACCACAUGCAGAAACAUGCUAUACAUAGAAAGGCCUUGCGGUUUUGGAAAGAGAACACUCCUACUGCAAGAGUGUAGAACGGAAGAAAAAUACAAAGGGGGAAUCUUUCUAUUUUUGUGCUUCAUUGGCUCACCAUAAGAAAGGAUUGUAUUAAAUAUCAUUUCCACUCGUUGUGGUCAAUUGCAAUGGUAAAAUCGGAUUUGGUUCUUAAAUCAUUCAGUUUAUAGGGCAGAUGGUAAUGGAUCAUCUUUACUAGAGUGAUACAUUAGUGGUUCCUGGAUGGAUACAAGAAUUCCAAUGGCCUCAAAGGGGAAAAUGCAUUCAUCCCACUUGGCAACGUCCACUACACCACUGCACUGUAACAUACCUCUUGCAAAGCUAUAUGCAAUGCUACAAAAAAAAAUAAAUUAAUGCUGAUGACAAACAUGGCGACUAUAUUUGUUUGUCUCGCUUUCACAUGAUUGAAUAUUGCAUUGGUUCAAAAAGCCUCCAUUCAUGGACGGGUAGACUAAAAAAUAAAUGCUGACCCAUGGGUUAGAUCAGUGUUAUUGAGCAAAGGCAGAUGCAAGAAAUAUCUCAUGUCACAUCGCCAAACAAAAAUGGCACAAAAGUAUAUGCUGUAUAUUUUGAUGAUAUUGCUUGUAUUUACUGACAACUUUACAUAGUGAGAUCUGGGGCUGUUUGGUUGAAUACAAAAGUGACACCUGCAUACUCACAUGUGGUAGAUUCCUAGGGCCCUAAUUUGAUUCCCAGCACAAGUCUAGUGCAAACCGCAAUGCAACUGUGUGCAUGGGUGUUGUUUUCUUUCUUUUGGUAUUUUCCGAGGCUUUGUACAGGAAAAAUUGGGCAUAAGGUUGGCAUUUGUGCAAUUGUGUGCCUUUGUGAGAUGGAACAUAGCCAAUUCCCGUCCAAUGGAAGAAGCUCUCCUCAUUUGCAUUAAAAUGGGCAAUCUAAGCACACACACAAACACGGUAAAAAAUGGUGUGUUGAAUUUAUUCAAUUUUAUUUCGUCAAGUGGAUGCACAAAAUAAAAUCACAUGGAUCCAGUUACACUUUUUAAGUAGAUGUGUUGUGUGUCUGGAUCCAGAUGAUUUUUAUUUCCUGCCAAUCACUUGAUUAAAUAAAAUUAAGUAAAUUCAAGAGAAUCGUUUUUCCCGUGCAGUGCUUGAGAGCUUGACAUAGCGGUAGCAUAAAUAGAUUUGCUGGCGUCCGUGCAUGACAUUGGCGCAUCUAAAGUGUGUUUAUUCAGGUAAACUGCAAGAUCAGCCCUUGUGGAUGAUUUAGUCGGCCCCGCUUGUAACGUGGGCAACUGGAGCCUGCCCUGCCCCCAUGACCGUGCGUCCGUGUGUGUGCUGACACACAAUCGCCCGUUUUUACGCCUAUUGCAGUCUACUUUCUCUGAUGAAAAAGUCAGGGGCGAGGCAGCCCAGUGCACCAGAACACCAGUGAGACGCAGUGUGGUCCCAUACACACGAAACUAGACUGCGACCAUUUUUAUGAAGCGCCUGUCUGCCAAAAUAGGGCUCCAAAUCUCACACAAUAGCAGCAUUUUUAUUAGAAGAGGACAAAACACCCAAAGUCAAAGAAAUACUGCACUGAAGUCAUUCUUUCUACGUGUAGUUUAUUUUUCUCGUUGAGGAUCUAAAUAGCUGUAAUGGAUGUUACAGACACAACAUCUGGCCAAUCCCCUUCAUCAAUAUUUUAUAAAGUGCCUGUCGUUUUCCAAACGAUUUUGAUUGAUGCCUCCUAAAUAGGUUAGCAACGCUGCUUCCAUUGUGUAUCUCUUCACCCCCCACCCCCACCUGUUAUUUUCACCUUUCUUUGUUUGAUGAAGUGAUUUGAUCAAGGUGCUGAUCAUCCUCAGGGAUGUUUUGAACAUUGUCACUGUGAAAUGCGACUUCAGAGACACUGCUGUGCUCCAUGCUUGCUAUUUAGUAUUUAUGGGCAUGUCAAGAGAGACCAAGCUGUUGCACUUCAGCUCAGUUUGAUUUGAAAAUUGUCUGUCCACAUAAUGGAGUGAAUUUUGCACUCUGAGCAUGAUCGUGCUUGGCUUUCUCAGACGAAUGCUAGGGGUUUGUCUCUGUAUAGACGUGAAGAAUUGAUUUAUUUCAAAUUGAAAGUCUGCUUGAAACUUGUACAUUUCAUGACAGUCGGGAGUCUUUCUUAUUCAUUCUGUUCCAAUAUUUUUAUUGUACAUCUGAUCAUCCUCAUGGUAAAACAUCAAAAAAUACCUCCGCGAUCGUGAAGUCAU
Hippocampus comes (tiger tail seahorse) is the source of this 4472-nucleotide messenger RNA. RefSeq names its product GDNF family receptor alpha like (gene gfral). Lineage: Eukaryota; Metazoa; Chordata; Actinopteri; Syngnathiformes; Syngnathidae. The record is from RefSeq and is a predicted model, not a curated record. Bases 132 to 1478 code for a protein of 448 amino acids. Gene Ontology annotation, biological process: nervous system development. Gene Ontology annotation, molecular function: signaling receptor activity. Gene Ontology annotation, cellular component: signaling receptor complex; external side of plasma membrane. The transcript has 9 exons.